This is a messenger RNA of Penicillium riverlandense, 1035 nucleotides long. Its product is annotated as zinc-binding alcohol dehydrogenase family protein. NCBI's taxonomy places the organism in Eukaryota, Fungi, Ascomycota, Eurotiomycetes, Eurotiales, Aspergillaceae. The transcript is spliced from 5 exons. Gene Ontology annotation, molecular function: oxidoreductase activity, acting on NAD(P)H. The record is from RefSeq and is a predicted model, not a curated record. The coding region runs from base 1 to 1035 and encodes 344 amino acids.
AUGACUUCCCUAAUUGUCCGUAUCCCAGAGGGAGAGGCCCCCAAACUCGCCCAGGAACAACUCCCGCUCCCUCGCCCCGUCGCCGGACAAGUCCUCGUCAAGGUGUCACAUGUAGCCCAGAAUCCCACGGACGUCCAAAGCUUCGACGUAAAUGCAUUCGGGGACGGCGCCGUGCUGGGCUGUGACUUUGUCGGCGAGGUCACCGAGCUGGGUAGCGGAGUUACUCGUCUGGCCAAGGGCGAUGUUAUUGCAGGGUUGAUUUGGGGAGGGGAGAUCCCCGGUCUCGGCGCGUACAGCGAAUAUACCAUCGCAGACGAGCGGAUCUCGUUCAAGGUGCCGGCGGCGAAUAUCUCCAAGGCACAAGCGAGCACGGUGCCCUUGGCAGCGGCCACCGCCUGGCUUGCGCUGUUCUCCAAGGAGUGUCUGAACAUAGAUCGCUCCCAGGCGGAAGGGACUAGUGUGCUGGUGUGGGGUGCUAGCUCAAGUGUCGGUCUCUACACCAUCCAACUGGCCGCUCUCCUCGGCUUCGAAGUAGUCGCAACCUGCAGUCCUCGCAACGCCGACCUCGUCCGAACCCACGGAGCCAAACAUGUCUUCGACUACAACGACGCAGACGUAAUUGACCACAUCACCAAGGUUGGCCCCCACCUGCAGUACAUCUUUGACACCAUUGGCAACGCCAAUUCCUCCAGGAUUGCGUCCGGGGCGUUGGGGGGCCGCGUCGGGCAUCUCUGCACCGUUAGACCGGGCAAGGCUAACACGGAGCAUGUCGCGCCGAACACGCAUGUCACGGAUGUGCUGGUGUGGACGUCUUUCUUAAAAGAUCAUAGCUAUGGCCCGUUCCGUUGGCCGGCCUCCAAGGAAGACCAUGAGCUGGCGAGCGAGUUGUUUGAGAGUCUACCCGCAUGGCUAGAGCAGGGACGGAUCCAGCCGAAUCCGACUAAGCUGUUUCAUGGUCUCGACAGUGUGGUCCAGGGCUUUCAGGAAUAUCGGGAUGGAAAGAUCUCGGCGUACAAGAUUGUCUAUGAGGUCUGA